AUGACAAAUGGCGGCCAGAAACACAAGUCGUCGGCGGCAUUCCACUUCGCAGCCGGCUUGGGCUCCGGCGUGACGAGCGCUUUCCUCCUACAACCCGCCGACCUUCUCAAAACUCGCGUCCAACAAUCCUCCAGCGCAUCACUUUCCGUCGCCCUCAAGAGCAUUCUCGCCGGCCCUUCUCCCUUACAACAACUAUGGCGUGGCACAACACCAUCUGUCAUUCGAACAGGCGCAGGCUCGGCCCUCUACUUCGGCAUGCUAAACCAAUUGCGACGAGCAACUUCAACCACGACAUUAGGAGCUGAUGGGAAGUCAAAAACAAAUCUAAGUAAUACUGCAAAUCUGGCUACGGGAGCCGCAGCAAGAGCAUUGGCUGGCUUCGUCAUGAGCCCAGUCACGGUCUUGAAAGUGAGGUACGAGAGCAGUCUUUAUGCCUACACCUCACUAUCCUCGGCCGCAAAAGACAUCUUCAAGACAAAUGGAGCUAAAGGCUUCUUCGCGGGCUUUGGUGCCACUGCUGUAAGAGAUGCUCCGUAUGCUGGCCUCUACGUCCUUUUCUACGAGCAAAGCAAGGCUUCAUUAUUCGGACACCUGGACAUUGCCGCUCCAUUGGCAAACUUUGGGUCUGGAGUCUUAGCUGCGGCCGCAGCGACGGCUGUCACGAAUCCAUUCGACGCUGUCAAAACACGGUUGCAGCUGCAGCCUGAGAAAUACAGGAAUGCAGUUAGUGCUGCAAAGAAGAUGAUAACAGAAGAAGGUGCCAUGUGUUUGUUCGAUGGAUUGGGCAUCAGAAUGGCUAGGAAAGCCAUCAGUUCUGCAUUGGCCUGGACUGUAUACGAAGAAUUGAUUCGCAGGGCCGAAAGUAAAAUCGCUAUGUAG
Aureobasidium melanogenum CBS 110374 is the source of this 879-nucleotide messenger RNA. RefSeq names its product mitochondrial carrier. Bases 1 to 879 code for a protein of 292 amino acids. The transcript has 2 exons. The record is from RefSeq and is a predicted model, not a curated record. Gene Ontology annotation, biological process: glycine import into mitochondrion. Gene Ontology annotation, molecular function: glycine transmembrane transporter activity. Lineage: Eukaryota; Fungi; Ascomycota; Dothideomycetes; Dothideales; Saccotheciaceae. Gene Ontology annotation, cellular component: mitochondrion; mitochondrial inner membrane.